Suncus etruscus (white-toothed pygmy shrew) is the source of this 787-nucleotide messenger RNA. It is a transcript of the gene JTB, whose product is annotated as jumping translocation breakpoint. Gene Ontology annotation, cellular component: membrane; midbody; cytoplasm. The transcript is spliced from 6 exons. The coding region runs from base 185 to 625 and encodes 146 amino acids. Gene Ontology annotation, biological process: mitotic cytokinesis. The record is from RefSeq and is a predicted model, not a curated record. Lineage: Eukaryota; Metazoa; Chordata; Mammalia; Eulipotyphla; Soricidae.
GAGGACGGGACCAGAGACCAUAAGCCCCGUCCCGGAAGUCGGGCCGUUCCCAGAAUCCUCCGCGGGGAGACCCAGGAGGGCGUCGGAGUGAGCGCACGGUGCCUCUGUCCUCUGCCGGGUCCGCGCAGCCUGACAGUCUCUGUCUCCCUCCCUCCUUCCCGCUGGGGUCGACCCUGAGCGCCCCAUGCCUGUGGGCUCGGGGAGGCAUGGCCUCCCCCCGGGCUGCCACCUCUGCUGGCUCCUCUGCGCUGCCACCUUAACGCUCAGUCACGCAGAGGCUCCUGGGGGCGUGGAGAAGCUGUCAGUGAGCACCGCUGACCUGCCCUGCUGGCUGGUGGAAGAGUUUGUGUUGACUGAAGAAUGCUCGCCGUGUUCGAGUUUCCAGGCUAAAACCACUCCUGAGUGUGGUGCCACAGGGUAUGUGGAAAAAGUCACGUGCAGCUCCUCUAAGAAGAAUGAGUUCAAAAGUUGCCGUUCAGCUUUGAUGGAACGACACUUAUUCUGGAAAUUCGAGGGGAUUGUUGUGGGUGUGGCAUUGGUCUUUGCUUGCCUUGUUAUUGUUCGUCAACGACAACUGGAUCAGAAGGCGCUGGAAAAGGUCCGGAAGCAGAUCGAGUCCAUAUAGCUACCUUCGACCUCUUAUUAGGGGUAUUACAGACCCUUAUACCAUGAAAUGGACAGGCAGGUGCCCAGGGCUCUUGGUGCCCAGGGCUCUUGGUGCCUCAGAAUAAUACUCCCUCUCUUACCCUCCUAGACCACUGUUAAACAGAAUAAAAUGAAAAUAGUU